This is a messenger RNA of Pyrus x bretschneideri (Chinese white pear), 2665 nucleotides long. RefSeq names its product dual specificity tyrosine-phosphorylation-regulated kinase 2. Gene Ontology annotation, molecular function: protein tyrosine kinase activity; ATP binding; protein serine/threonine kinase activity. The record is from RefSeq and is a predicted model, not a curated record. NCBI's taxonomy places the organism in Eukaryota, Viridiplantae, Streptophyta, Magnoliopsida, Rosales, Rosaceae. The transcript has 7 exons. Gene Ontology annotation, cellular component: cytoplasm. Gene Ontology annotation, biological process: peptidyl-threonine phosphorylation; peptidyl-serine phosphorylation. The coding region runs from base 269 to 2338 and encodes 689 amino acids.
UCCUCGCUUUUCAAAGUGGGUAACACAUCUCUCUCUCCUCUUUCUCUUACUCUUUCUCUCUCCUCUUUUAGCUUCAGUUUUACAGCAGACACAGAAAGGAGAGGAGAGAGUGAGAGUGGAUUCAUCUGUCUUUCUCUCUCUAUUACAAGCAUGCAAGCCCUGAACCAUGUCAUAGUUUUCACUUUUACCACUCCCAACUCCCUUUAUUCACACCCACUGGUCACCUCUCUCACCACUACUACUCCACUAGCUCUGAAUUCCCACGUCCAUGGAGGACUCGGCCGACGUCUCGGCGGUGCUCGAAUUCCUGAGAGCAAACGGGUUUUCGGAGGCCGAAUCCGCUCUCAAAGAGGACAUGAUUGAGAAAGGCGAACUGGGUUCUUUCGAUUACGAGAAGUUCUUGUUUCCGAUGGUUCCUCCGCUGCCGCCGGUCAGAAUUCCGGCGAGUUUCCGACGACCUGAGGUUCAGGGCGGUGGAGAAUGCUCGGGAUCGAGCUCCGCGGAGGACGAUGAGUUUGUGAGCUUGGGGUCUUCUACUUCUAACAAGUGCUCUUCAGAAUUUACAAAUCCGUAUGGAGUUCGAUCAACAUCUCCAAGCAGUUCCCAGGCUUCAUCUGAUAGGUUCUCUCAGUUUGGCACGGCACGCGAUUACCACGAUUUCGAUAUGCAAAAUGACCUGUUCUGGCACGAUGAGAAAGAUGAUGGAGGAGACUUCAUGACUCCUUGCUUUGAAGGGCCAGACUUCUUCGCCUGUCCCACUGAGGAUAAGUUCAUCAUGACUUCCGAUACAGACAAGGGGAACGAGAAAGUGCUGGGUCUGAAUUAUAAAUCCGAGGCAUUUCAAUCGGAAAUAAGCCUCGAUUGCCUGGACAAGAGUUGUCUUACUGAUGUUUCUCCCGUGGAUGAUACAAGGGAGGUUUAUGCGACGAAUUAUUAUCAUUUUGAAAAGAAAAAUCAGUUGGAAGAAGGCUUUGAGGAACAUUCUGCAGAAUGCUGCUAUCCAAGUUUGAAAGAAACCGAUUUCAACAAUUGCCAAUUAGAUGUUUCGGGGGGUAUCCUUCAUAUGGAUAUUGAUUCUGCUCCAUAUCACAAGUUAAGCAAAAGUUCUAAUUACUCAGCCAAAAGGAGUUCGAAAAAUGGGUCCUCUGGUUUAGACGAUAAUGUUGCAGUGAAAGAUUUCAUGCCAAAGGGAGUUAAAGGAUAUGAAGGAGUCGGUGAAGUAAAGAAAGGAUCCCACGAGCCUGAGGUUGGUGCUGAUGGAGAUGGUGUUGCUCCCGAUGAUUUUUUGAUGUACAAUAAUGACAAGGAUUAUGAAGUUUUCGAGUUGAGAAUCGUACACAGGAAGAACAGGACCGGAUUUGAAGAAAGCAAGGAUUUCCCCAUUGUGCUAAAGACUGUAAUUGCAAGCAGAUACUAUGUAACGGAAUAUCUUGGUUCAGCAGCUUUCAGUAAGGUUGUACAGGCUCAUGAUCUUCACACAGGAGUCGAUGUUUGCCUUAAGAUCAUAAAGAAUGAUAAAGAAUUUUUCGAUCAGAGUCUGGAUGAGAUUAAACUUCUAAAGUUUGCCAACAAAAAUGACCCUGCAGACGAACACCACAUUUUGCGACUUUAUGACUACUUCUAUCAUCAGGAGCAUCUCUUCAUUGUUUGCGAACUCCUUCGGGCAAACUUGUAUGAAUUUCAGAAGUUCAGUCAAGAAUCUGGUGGAGAAGCUUACUUCACAAUAAGAAGGUUGCAGAUUAUAACCCGUCAAUGUUUAGAGGCAUUGGACUACUUGCAUCGCUUGGGAAUUAUCCACUGCGAUCUAAAGCCUGAAAACAUUCUUAUAAAAAGUUACAGAAGAUGUGAAAUAAAGAUAAUUGAUCUUGGAAGCAGUUGCUUUCGCACGGACAACCUGUGUCUAUAUGUGCAAUCUCGUUCCUAUAGAGCUCCUGAAGUCAUUCUUGGCCUCCCUUAUGACGAGAAGAUUGACAUGUGGUCUCUUGGCUGUAUAUUGGCGGAGUUAUGCUCUGGAGAAGUGCUCUUUCCAAAUGACGGGGUUGUAAUGAUCCUUGCGCGCAUGAUUGGAAUGCUUGGUCCUAUCGAUCUGGAUAUGUUAGUGAAAGGUCAGGAGACCGAUAAGUACUUCACAAACGAGUUAGAUCUUUACCACAUAAAUGAGGAAACAAGCCAACUGGAAUACAUAAUCCCAGAGGAGUCCUCCUUGGAGAAUCACCUGCAAGUAACCGACAUUGGGUUUAUCGACUUUGUCAAAAGCCUGCUUGAAGUCAAUCCUGAGAGACGCCCAACCGCAAGGGAAGCACUAGAGCACCCAUGGCUUUCCUACACAUAUGAAUGAACUCAUGGGGUACGUAGCAGUUCUCCUUGUGGGUUCAUUUGUAAAUUGAGUUUUGAAGAGCAAUUUUCGAACCACGAUCUGCAUCCGGUGAACACUGGACUGCGAUGCGCUUCGGAUUUCAGUUUUGGUUUCGUGUACAUGGCCUUGUUUUGCAUUGUCUAUCGUAUAUUCUCUCGUUCUGAUUUAACAUAUUCAUACUUUUCUUGUUCAAAAAAUGUAAUGUUUGAGUGGCUAGGUCAUACAAAUGUAUAAAACGUUCUGCAUUAAUAUGGUGUUGCUUUCUGAUUCACUUAUUCUAAAGAAAUUCAAUUUUUCUGAUGCUUAAAA